Messenger RNA from Maniola jurtina (meadow brown), 3245 nucleotides. RefSeq names its product PDZ domain-containing protein GIPC3 (gene kermit). NCBI's taxonomy places the organism in Eukaryota, Metazoa, Arthropoda, Insecta, Lepidoptera, Nymphalidae. Gene Ontology annotation, molecular function: protein binding. The record is from RefSeq and is a predicted model, not a curated record. The transcript has 4 exons. Bases 316 to 1281 code for a protein of 321 amino acids.
CGGUCCGCCUCAGUCCUCAUUCAGGCAGCCGGUGUGUAGUCGUCAGAACGUUCUGUCCUCUUUACAUAAAAUAAACAUCGCUCUUAUUAUGAAGAACCUUCAACAUUAGAGUUCUACAAUCUUAUCCUAUAUCGUCAUUGAGUGAUAACUUAUCUAUUGUAUGCUAUGACGCGUAGACAUAAUCAUUCGAAGUUCCUCGCAAGUUAUGCGACUGUGUGGUGAAUAAUUUCUGUAGGCAAGUGGAAUGAGUGUGCGUUAACUUUAACAUCAAAUAAACCUUUGUAUUUACUUUAAGUUUAGUGUUAUUAUUCCGUGAUGUCAUUAUUUAAGAAGAAGGCGCCAAAAUAUUCCGCGCCCCCUAUGCCAACCGCUCCGCCAGAGGAGAUACAAAACCACCCGACUAACGGUCUGGACAAUAACAAUGGAGCUCAAAAGUCGCAGUUAGUGUUUCACUGUCAACAAGCGCAAGGAAGUCCGCUUGGCCUAAUUUCCGGAUUUUCAAACGUUCACGAGCUAUAUCAGAAAAUAGCGGAAUGCUACGACUUUCCUCCGGACGACAUUUUGUUUUGCACAUUGAAUACUCACAAAGUGGAUAUGAAAAAGUUACUUGGUGGCCAGAUCGGAUUAGAAGACUUUAUAUUCGCACAUAGGAAAGGUCGGCCAAAAGAAAUAGAAAUAGUGAAAACAGAAGACGCACUCGGCUUAACUAUCACCGACAAUGGCGCAGGAUAUGCAUUCAUUAAGCGAAUAAAGGAAGGAUCAAUUGUGUCACGAAUACCACAUAUAGAGGUUGGAGACCAUAUUGAACGAUUAAACGGUGAGAACGUAGUCGGCAAGAGACAUUACGAAGUAGCAAAACUACUUAAAGAAAUACCAAAAGGAACAACAUUCACGAUUAGACUUGUAGAACCAUUAAAAAGUGGUUUCGGGAGUAUCGGACCCAAAAGUGGCAGCGCAAGGUCUAGCAAGAAACAAAAUUAUGGAUCUGGAAAAGAAACUCUCAGAUUUAAGGCGAACGGUCAGGCGACUAUUGAAAAUGAGCACGACGAGAGAUCCAAGGCUGGCAUAGACAAAAUAAACGGUUUACUGGAUUCAUUUAUGGGAAUAAACGACUCAGAGCUGGCAACCCAAAUGUGGGAUCUUUCAGAAGGAAAGGCGAAUUCGAUGCAACUUGCUGAAGCUAUUGAUAAUAGCGACUUACAAGAAUUUGGAUUUACCGACGAAUUCAUCAUCGAAUUAUGGGGAGUCAUCACUGAUGCCAGAUCUGGAAGACUCAGUUAGAGAUAUUCUAAUUAAGUACCUACGUACCUAAAGGAAAGGUCUAGUUAGUUAAAAAUUGAAUUGGCAUUUAGCUGUAAAGAUGUAAGCCUUUUUUGAGACAAGUCAUAUUUAUGAAGAGGGUUACAGGCUUCAUUAUUAUAAAUAGGCUAGAUGAUGGAAUAGCAAUAAUAAUAAUUAGUUUUUAAGUAGGUACUUUAUGUAAGUACCGGGUACUUUUAAUUUAUUGUUACAAAAUGAUACAGUCAUUACUGAUUACUUAGAUAACUAAGUAGGUAUUUAUUGAGUUAGUUAUGUACCUAUUCCAUAUAUGACCCAGGCAAUGAAACCUAAAGUUAGUCUGAUGGCAUACGUAGGUAACUAUUACAAAAGAAAACUGGCGUUAUUGAUUUUGGCAGAGUUUAGAACGCACUUUAAACAAGAUAUUAAAGUGGUUAACUUUUCGUUUUUAGGGUUCUGUACCUAAAAAUGAAAAAAGGAACCGUUAUAUUAUAGGAUUACUUCGUUAAUCACUUGACAGACAUACAGACAGAGUUAGUAUAAGUGACAGACAGAAAGACAUAGUUACAUAAUAUAGUGUUGGUCAUUCUCCUUUCUUGACCACAAGUAUAAUUCAUUGAAUUUAUGAAAACAAUGUGGUAUGCUUGCCUGAACAACGGAAUUCUAAAAUUGUUGUAUGAUACUUAGUUCAUAAUGUAUAGUAACAGAAUAUAAAAUAAGAAAUAAGAAUGUGUGCCUUUUCUAUUGUUGCUAACUAAGUAGCAAAUAAAUAUACUUAUUAAAUAAAAUAUAUAGGUAAAAUAAUGUUGAUGAUUUUAGCUCAAAGUAUGAAUCCAUAGGUCUACUAUUAGGCACUUAUCUACUAUCAUAAAUAUACAUAUAUAAAAUAAUACUAUUUCUAUGUAAAUAGCAAUAAAAAAAUUACCUAUAGCAUUAUCACAAUAUCAAGGUAGGGUCUACCUAUACCUACUUACUAAUAUAAUAUUAGUAACAUUAUAUGUAUUGUGAAACUGACUCUGUGCCUAUCACAGGUGCCUAUGGAAGCGACACUCGUUGGUGGGUAGAGCUUAAAAUAGUGAUGUUUCCACAGAUUAAGGAAAUAGGUAACAUUAUCUGUGCGUGUUACCCUUCCACUCUAAACGCACCUCACCACGAGAGGCCGGGUGCGGGGCGAAUGAAUUUUGCUUGAGAUACAAGAUUUUAAAAACAAAAAUGGCAAAGGGGAAAUUCAAAUCAACACAACACAAACUAAAGACAUUAAAAAUGAUUAUAAAGUAAAGUGUGACACGACGGUUGUCUACCUAUUAUAUACAUAGUUUAUUUACGCGAAAAGUUGCCUUAUUUGCCUUUAAAUAGAGAUUGUUCAAGGGUCAUAACUUUCAAAAUAAAUAUAAUUUGACUAAAAUUAUUUUAAAGCAUUGAUAAUGGAGAGAUAAAUCGAUAUCUGACUAAUUUUAGGUCUACUAGGUACAUCAAAUAUAAUGAUAAGCGUAAUACGUUUGUAUGGAGAAGCGUUUAAUUAAUCGAUUUUGACGAGCACUGAGAUAGAUUACAAAUUGUUACAUUCCAGAGAUGAAAGACAUAGGCGCGGCAGAGUCCUCACGGAAUUUUGAAAAUACCCUCGACGCGGAUAAAAUCUAGUAUGCACAGUAGAUAGGUGUUUAAAUAAAUAAACAGAAUUUUAUUUGAAGCAACAUGGAAGCAACAAAGACUCUAUAUUAAGUAGGUACUUAAGCAAGGAAAAUAAAAUAAAUUAACUAAUGUCAAUCAGUGAACUACUAUUGCAUGGUUUCUACUCUAGGUAUUUUACACCAGUUGAAGUUCAACAGCUAGGUACCUACCUUGCAGCAGCGGUUCACUUGUGAUACCUAUUAGUCAGCAGUCCAUAUUUUUACAUUUUUGACAAUGAAUAAUGAUCUAUGAUUUUUGUAAUUGAUAAUUACUAAAUAAAUGAGUUUAUCUUUUUA